AUGCUACAAAUCCGCUGGAUGACGUCUCCUCCCGUCGCAAAGCCAGCGUACUACAAGGCGAUGAACCCGCAGGAGCAGUUCAUCUGGGCGAUAAUUGGCGAGCAAAAGUUUUCCUACACCAGGGAUUUCAAGGGCAAGCUGCGGAAACGCCGGUUGAGUCUCCGGGAGCGGCAAGCGGCGCAGAGGCUGUUCUUCGAGACGAGGGCGGGGAAGAGUAUUGUGGGGGACGACUGGAUGAGGAUGGAGAUUUGA
Dothidotthia symphoricarpi CBS 119687 is the source of this 252-nucleotide messenger RNA. RefSeq lists its product as uncharacterized. Bases 1 to 252 code for a protein of 83 amino acids. NCBI's taxonomy places the organism in Eukaryota, Fungi, Ascomycota, Dothideomycetes, Pleosporales, Dothidotthiaceae. The record is from RefSeq and is a predicted model, not a curated record. The transcript has 2 exons.